CGCACUGGCUCAACGUCAUGGUGUUGCACUUCCUGUUCCUCUCUAGCAGAGCGAAGAAGCUGAUGUGCUUUUAGCGUCUGUCAGUGUGAAGCAUUCGGACCAGAGGGCUCAGAGGGUCUCAGCAUCGGACCUGCUGGUCUCUGCUGGACACCAACCAGAGAGUCUGAUUUGGAAUCAGCUGAUUCCAGUGUCUCUGUAAAAAUCCUCGUUUCGGUUGUUUUUAUUUGUCUGGUAGUCUGAAACGGCCCUGUGGCCCAGCGGGUCGUCCUCCUGACUCAGCCCUUUGCUGAGAGACUUGCUGGUGGGACUCAAACGACCGCUUUCUGUCACAACAGCCUGUCUCGCUGCUCCAGAGACCCGGGAGCAGGAAGCAGCAGAGUGACUGUGAGCUCUCUCACUUACAAAACCAAGCCAGUGUGUGUGUGUGCGUGUGUGUGUGUGCGCACACACAAAAUGCAUGACGCCUCAGUUUCUAACUGGCAUCAAGCAGAACAGGAAGCAGUGAGGUGGGGCUCCGUGACUGCCGUUCUCUCCUCCACCUCUAUCCAUCGCUCCAGAUUUAGAUUGGCUUCUUGAUUCCUGGCGGGAAGGACAUCCUGGAUUUUAAGGAGGCCGGAGCGGCACUCUAGGUUGCUUAAUUGGUGUGUGUGUUGGUUGAUGUGUGUGUGAGGCCCAGAGGAGGCAAUCGAUGGCCAGUGAGGACUUAUCUGAGGACCUCCCGUGGGACCAGCUCCUGGACUCCCUGGCCCCCGCCGACCAGACCGAUGCAGAGCCUUCGAUUGAUUCCGAUGGGCUGACGGUCCUCCAGCAGCUCGGGCUGGACCAAAACUCGGACUUCUCAGACAGCGGCGUGCAGCAGUGUCUGGACGAGCAUCGUGAGAGGAUCCGCAAGGAGAUCCGUAAGGAGCUGAAGAUCAAGGAGGGUGCGGAGAAUCUGCGCAGGGCCAUCACGGACAAGAGAAAUGCCCAGCAGGUGGACUCGCAGCUCCGCAGCUCCAAACGCAAGCUGGAGUCGCUCCAGGCUCAGCUGCAGGAGCUGGAUGCUCACAUCGUUGUUAAAGGACCGGAUGACAACAAAGAGACACCAAAGUCUCCAGGAUCCGUCAGUCGAACAUCAACCCAUCAGCAGCGGAUCGCAGCUUUGGAGCGGCAGCUCAACAUCGAGCUGAAGGUCAAACAGGGAGCAGAGAACAUGAUCCCGAUAUACUCCAGCGGGGGCGCCAAGGAUAAGAAGCUCCUUCAGACGGCGCAGCAGAUGCUGCAGGACAGCAGGACCAAGAUCGACAUCAUCCGCAUGCAGAUCCGAAAGGCCAUGCAGGCCACGGAGCAGUCGGACGACUCUCAAAGUAAACCGGAUCUGUGUGGGGUGGAGCUGCGCGUGGAGGAGCUCUGGCACCACUACCGCGUGGAGCACGCCAUGGCCGAGGGAGCCAAGAACAUGCUGCGCCUGCUGGGAGCUGGAAAGGUCCAGGAUAAGAAGGCCAUCGCUGAGGCCCAGUGCGGUCUGAGCGAGUCGUCUCAGCGUUUGGACCUGCUCCGAUGUUCUCUGGAGCAGAGGCUCCAGGAGCUGCCAGAAGAUCAUCCGAAAGCCUGUCUCAUCAAGGAAGAGCUGGUCCUGGCCUCCUCCUCGGCCUUCAGCUCCCGCCACAGCACCCCCUAUGUCCACAACCAGUACAGCACCCUGAGCAAGCCGUCGCCGCUCACAGGUUCUCUUCAGGUCCGCGUUCUCGGCUGUGCGGGCCUGCUGGAGGUGGUCCCAGGUCGGAGCCGAGGAACCCCGCUGGUGCUUCCUUCUUUCUCUUCGGCAGACGGGCGGCCCUCCUUCAAGCUGAGCGGCCUUUACAGCCGCAGCACCAGCAGCAUGAGCAUCAAGAUCCCCAGCAAGACGGACGAGCUCGCCCAGGAAGUUAGUGCAGUGCUGAAACUGGAGAACACCGUGGUCGGUCAGACUGCCUGGAGAACAGUAGGAGAACAGGCCUGGGACCAAACCUUCACUGUAGAGCUGGAGAGAUCCCGGGAGAUGGAGAUAUCCGUCUACUGGAGGGACUACCGCUCCCUCUGCGCCCUCAAGUACCUGAAGCUGGAGGAGUUCCUGGACAACCAGAGACACCAAGUCCAGCUGGAGCUGGAGCCACAGGGGCGGCUCCUGGCCGAGGUGACCUUCUUCAACCCUGUCAUCGAGAGAGGCAGAAGACUCCAGAGGCAGAAGAAGGUCUUCUCCAAGCAGCACGGUAAAGCUUUCCUACGUGCUCGUCAGAUGAACGUGGACAUCGCCACCUGGGUCCGCCUGCUGAGGAACGCCAUCCCCAGUGGGAGCAACACGCCUGCCUACACGCCCAGCUUCACCAGCAACACGCUCUCCAACACCUCCGGAGAAGUCUCCGCGGAGAAGCCGAAUCUGGACAGUGACGCGUCUCCCAGAGUGGAUGUUCGGAGGGACGUGUUGGAUUCACCCGCCCCCCUGGAGCAGACGCCGAUCACAGAGUCCCCGUCCACGCCCGACGUCCCCGCUCCUGAGAAGCCGGCCAGAUCACAGUCAAGAAACUCUUUACGCAGAGCCAGCAGAGGCCCGCUCUGUCUGCAGGACUUCAAGCUGAUUGCUGUCCUGGGCCGGGGACACUUUGGGAAGGUGUUGCUUUCUGAGUACAAGAAGACGGGCGACCUGUACGCCAUCAAAGCCCUGAAGAAAGGAGACAUCGUGGCGAGAGAUGAGGUGGAAAGCCUGAUGUGUGAGAAGAGGAUUUUUGAGACCGUCAACACCUCCCACCACCCCUUCCUGGUCAACCUGUUUGCGUGUUUCCAGACGCCUGAACACGUGUGUUUUGUCAUGGAGUACACGGCGGGGGGGGACCUGAUGAUGCACAUCCACGCGGACGUCUUCUCGGAGCCGCGGGCCGUGUUCUACUCAGCCUGUGUGGUCCUGGGUCUCCAGUUCCUGCAUGAACAUAAGAUCGUGUACCGGGAUCUGAAACUGGACAACCUGCUCCUCGACACAGAGGGUUACGUGAAGAUCGCAGACUUUGGGCUCUGCAAAGAAGGCAUGGGUUACGGAGACAGAACCAGCACGUUCUGUGGUACUCCCGAGUUUUUGGCCCCGGAGGUGCUGACGGACACGUCGUACACCCGAGCCGUGGACUGGUGGGGGCUUGGGGUGCUCGUCUACGAGAUGCUGGUGGGAGAGUCUCCCUUCCCAGGUGAUGAUGAGGAGGAGGUGUUUGACAGCAUCGUGAACGACGAGGUUCGAUACCCGCGCUUCCUCUCCACCGAGGCCAUCGGCGUCAUGAGACGGCUGCUGAGGAGAAAUCCUGAGAGGCGUCUGGGUUCUGGGGAGAAGGACGCAGAAGAUGUGAAGAAACAGCCGUUUUUCAGAGGGAUGGACUGGGAGGCCCUCCUUCAGAGGAAAGUACCGCCCCCCUUCGUCCCGACCAUCCAAGGAGAGGAGGACGUCAGCAACUUCGACACGGAGUUCACGGCCGAGGCUCCCACCCUCACGCCCCCCCGGGAACGCCGGGCCCUUUCCCGCAGGGAGCAGGACUACUUCAAGGACUUUGAUUAUGUCUCCGACCUCUGCUAGACUCUGGGGUCAGAGGGGCGGAGCCUAGGACUCUGUUAGGAAAGGACCAGGCUGACCACGGUGCUGUACGGACUCAGGAACUCCACGAAGAUGAAAGAAGCUCCUGUUACUCUGGGCAUGUGUGUGUGUGUGUGUGUGUGUGUGUGUGUGUGUGUGUGUGUGUGUGUGUGUGUGUGUGUGUGUAUGUGUAUGUGUGCGUGCAUGCGUGCGU
Nothobranchius furzeri (turquoise killifish) is the source of this 3785-nucleotide messenger RNA. RefSeq names its product protein kinase N1b (gene pkn1b). Lineage: Eukaryota; Metazoa; Chordata; Actinopteri; Cyprinodontiformes; Nothobranchiidae. Gene Ontology annotation, biological process: peptidyl-serine phosphorylation; intracellular signal transduction. The record is from RefSeq and is a predicted model, not a curated record. Gene Ontology annotation, molecular function: ATP binding; protein serine/threonine kinase activity; small GTPase binding.